Ictalurus punctatus (channel catfish) is the source of this 1222-nucleotide messenger RNA. It is a transcript of the gene nppcl, whose product is annotated as natriuretic peptide C-like. Lineage: Eukaryota; Metazoa; Chordata; Actinopteri; Siluriformes; Ictaluridae. Gene Ontology annotation, molecular function: hormone receptor binding; hormone activity. Gene Ontology annotation, cellular component: extracellular region. Gene Ontology annotation, biological process: receptor guanylyl cyclase signaling pathway; cGMP biosynthetic process. The record is from RefSeq and is marked provisional.
AAAUCUUUCCUGUUUUUCUAAAGUUCACAGUAUUUUUCUAUGUUUUAACAAAAAAUCUCUUUUCAUGUGAGCCCUAGACAGAAGGUAGCACAGUAGUUACCACCAACAACAUUCAGUCACAGGACAUAAGAAAUAACAUUCAUAACAGCACUGUGAAACAAUUCAAAUCAGGAGCAAUCAUACUGAAACCAUUUCCCUAUAUAAAAAAAAAAGUUUAAAAAUCUGACUACGAGAUGAGUUCUAGAUGUUUCUGUAAGUUUCUGUCGGAAUAUGAUGGGGUGCUGUAACUAAACAUUUAGAAUUAAUUGAAAUGUAUUGCAUUCCUUUAGGUUUGUAAUAGUCUGUGUGUUUGGACUCGUGUGUCUCCGCUGCAUGAUGCUGUGCUCUGCUGUUCUGGCAGUGCUGCUCCUACUGGCACCGCUGAAACCCAGCCACAGCCGAAGCCUGCACACCCCCGACCGGGCCAUGCAGGUCAUCGAGCAGUUCCUUGAGCGUUACAAUGACCUUUUAACCCUAGAUGACCUGGAUAAUCUCACAAGUGACCAAUCAGAAGAGCCGGUACAGGUCUUUAAUUCUGGCAUAAAAAUUGCCGAAAAUCCCAAAUGGAUUGACAUACCUGUGCAGAAUGAAAACUCCUGGGUCCGUCUCCUCAAGGGAGCUCUGGCCAAUCAAAAGCGAGCUUUGUCAGACCGGUCUCGGAGGGGUUGGAACCGUGGUUGCUUUGGCCUGAAGCUAGACCGAAUCGGAUCUAUGAGCGGCCUCGGCUGCUAAUGUCAGACAGAGGGACAGAGCAAUCAGAACGUCAAGUAGAUGUUCCUCAUAGUGACAGUCAACAGUCAGUUUCUCUCAUCUAUAUGGUAAUGAUCUCGUACAGUUUCUUUCACUACAUUUUCACAGGUGAUAUGUUGUCAUACUGUUUUGUAAAUUGUUUAUUAUAAAGUGCUGUAACAUUUUAGUGAUUCUAGUUCUGUCUAUACUGUGAUGGUAGAGGAGUGAAAAUAUGUUUUGUGUACUUUUUUAUGUAUUGUUAGAUAAUACACAGAUUGUAUUUGAUCAUGGUGAAUCAUGGGACUAUAUUUCACACUCACAUAUAUUAUGUAUUGGACUACCUAUGAACUGUAUUUCAGACUGUUUUGAAGGAUAUGCAUGAGCAAAACUAACACAGUUCAACUUUCUGUUUGGGUAUAUUUGGCAUGAAUAAAAUGUUUCAAUGUUUUAAAGA